AUGAUGAUGAACCCUCCAGAUCUCUCCUCAGAACCAUGCCACCCAGAUCUGCUCUUUAUGGUUCUCUAUGCCAGAGUCACCUUUCCUCUACCAGAGUCCAGAUUGCUCAUGCUGGGGGAAUUGAGCCAUCAUGUCAUCAUGAUACUCAAGCAGCUCCCUAGGAGGAAUGGAAGUGUCCUUCUCAUGGUAACAGCCCUAGCAGCUUUCCGCUUGGCCCUCAUCCAACUUCAAGUUUCUUCCAUCAAAUCGGAUAAUCUCACUCGAGCUUGUGGCCUCGUCCGGAAGGCAGCCGCACAAGGAGCAAAAAUAGUUUCCCUGCCAGAAUGCUUUAAUUCUCCAUAUGGCACGAACUAUUUUCCUGAAUAUGCAGAGAAAAUUCCCGGUGAAUCCACACAGAAGCUCUCAGAAGUAGCAAAGGAGUGCAGCAUAUAUCUCAUUGGAGGUUCCAUUCCUGAAGAGGAUUCUGGGAAAUUAUAUAACACUCAUCCUGGGACAGUUUCUUAUAUGUUAAAAGGGGCUUACUGCCGAGUGGGCCUAGGCAUCUGCUACGACAUCCGCUUUGCAGAGCUUGCACAAGUCUACGCCCAGAGAGGCUGCCAGCUGUUGGUCUAUCCUGGAGCUUUUAAUUUGACCACUGGACCAGCUCACUGGGAGUUGCUUCAGCGAGGCCGGGCUGUUGAUAAUCAGGUGUAUGUGGCCACAGCAUCUCCGGCCCGAGAUGACAAAGCCUCCUAUGUUGCCUGGGGACACAGCACUGUCGUGAGUCCUUGGGGGGAGGUCCUGGCCAAAGCUGGCACUGAAGAGACGAUCGUGUAUUCAGACAUAGACUUGGAGAAGGUGGCAGAAAUACGCCAGCAAAUCCCCAUAUUUAGCCAGAAGCGAUCAGACCUUUAUGCAGUGGAGGCGAAAAAGCCCUAAGCCUUCCUUUCCUGGGAACUUUCUAUUGAGAUGAUGGAACUUCAGCACACUGAUAUUCUCCACACCAUAUUAAAUAGGCAAAAAGGACUCAGGCUGGGCAUUGAAGAGCGGGAGGAGAAGGGGAUGGUUCCAAACCUUAUUCCAUAAUUGAAUUACGUCAAAGAAGUUGGUAAAAGUAUGAGAUUUGGGUAUUCUGGUGGUUGAUUUACCUGAUAUAAAUGUAUUUGUGUCAUAAACCUUUUAUCUCAUUGCUGGAAUUGGAAUCUGUUAUGUAGAAAGUGGGUAUACUGUUUUCAGCAAUACCUUAAAGUUAUAUUUUAGGUUUAUGAGUAGCUGUGGGAAGCAAGGAUGGGUCCUUGGUGUUUGCUAGGGGAGAUGGCAGCCCUGUAGCAGCCUUCAAGAAGGAGCUAAAGAGUCGACCCCAAACUCGCCAGGUCUUAGGGGCAAGACUGUGUCAGGAGUGAGGCCUGCGGGAGGAUGGCAGUAGAAACAUUUGGUCAGGUGCGGGAAGCCAUCCAUUGUCAAUGCUAUCAUGAGAGUGCAUCAAGGAACUCGGAAGGCUGAUGAACCUUGAUUUUUAGCAGGGCUAAAAGCUAUGCACCGAUUGUUCUGUGUUGAGAUAUCGAUGGCUUGAAGCAAUUUCCUGACCUAAUAGCCUCAAAGUAAAUCUUUACUGAUCUUUACUGACCUUUGAGAUUGUCUGCUACCCGUUUGCCAUGCUUAACUGAGGGCAAGAUGUGUAUCUAAAAUUGAAUAAAAGCUGACAAGGUCAGGGUUUCAGGGAGCUUCUCCUCUAGAGAGAGGUUUCCACCUGGCCCCCUAUGCCUUCUAAAUUCAUAUUUCUUGUCUAGUGUUUUCAUUUGUGUGCACCCCUUUUCAGAUUCUGAACCCCAGCCGUGUUGGAUGUGGCAGUUGGCAUCUUAAGUAUGUCUCUGCAAGAGGUGUCUUUUUUAAGAUUAUUAAUUGAUUUUGAGAGAGAGAGAGAAGCAUUGAUCAACUGCCUCCUGCACACCCCCCAACCGGGGAUCUAUCCUACAACUCAGGCAUGCGUUUUAUUCAGGACUCCAACCUGCAACCUUUCAGUGCACAGGAUGACCCCCAACCAACUGAGCCACACCAGCCAGGGCAAAAGAGUUUAUCUUGAUAGGAGUGUCUGAAAGUCUCUCUCUUUUUGUUUUUUCUCUCUAGUAAUACUUUUUACCUUGAUAAAGGCAAGUUUUUAGCCUAAUGGUUCUGGGAAUUCUUUGUGGCAAUUAAAAAUUAAGAAUUUCAA
Messenger RNA from Myotis davidii, 2191 nucleotides. RefSeq names its product nitrilase family member 2 (gene NIT2). The record is from RefSeq and is a predicted model, not a curated record. Gene Ontology annotation, molecular function: omega-amidase activity. The transcript has 11 exons. Gene Ontology annotation, cellular component: mitochondrion. The coding region runs from base 1 to 918 and encodes 305 amino acids. NCBI's taxonomy places the organism in Eukaryota, Metazoa, Chordata, Mammalia, Chiroptera, Vespertilionidae. Gene Ontology annotation, biological process: oxaloacetate metabolic process; L-glutamine metabolic process.